Molecule: messenger RNA, 2048 nt
Organism: Hordeum vulgare subsp. vulgare (domesticated barley)
Lineage: Eukaryota; Viridiplantae; Streptophyta; Magnoliopsida; Poales; Poaceae
Product: aluminum-activated malate transporter 9-like
Exons: 6
Coding region: 70-1818 (582 amino acids)
Biological process (GO): malate transport
Cellular component (GO): plant-type vacuole membrane
Source: RefSeq, a predicted model, not a curated record
CGUCCUCGCACGCACGGACGCACUGCACCGACAGCGAUCCUCGUGCAAGCGACCUCCCCGGCACGGUGGAUGGGGAUGGGCGCCGCCGCCGCCGCGCUCCUGCCGCCGGCGGAGCAGUGGUUGACGCUGGAGGACCAGCGGUGCGGCGAAUGCCCGCUGCUCUCGUCGGCGUGGAGCCUGCCAGGGCCGCCAGAGGAGGGGGCUGGGAAUGCGAAGCAGGGGGUGCUCCGGCGCGCCGCGGCGCGGGCGUGGGGCGCCCUGGCCGCGGCGGCGGCGGAGGCGUCGGCUCUGGCGCGGGCCGACCCGCGGAAGCCCGUGUUCGCGGCAAAGGUCGCGCUGGCCAUCGCGCUCAUGUCACUGCUCGCCUUCGUCCGCGAGCCGCGCGACUUCGUCAGCCACUCCGUCUGGGCCCUCCUCACCGCAGUCGUCGUCUUCGAGUUCAGCAUUGGUGCAACACUUUGCAGAGGUUUCAAUAGGGGAUUAGGAACACUUACUGCAGGAGGGCUUGCUCUAGCAAUUGCUGAAUCGGCCAAAAACCUGGGGGAAAUGGAAGAAGUGAUUAUUGUUGUGAGCACCUUCACUGUUGGUUUUUGUACAACCUUGGCAAAGCAGCACCCAAAGAUGAAGCCUUAUGAAUAUGGAUUUCGUGUAUUCUUGCUAACAUUCGGUUAUGUCAUGGUCUCUGGAUACAGCACAGGAAAGUUCACUGAUACAGCUGUAAACAGAUUUGUAUUCAUUGCUCUUGGUGCUGGUGUCAGUCUGGCAAUCAAUAUAGGCAUUUGCCCAAUCUGGGCUGGAGAGGACUUGCACAAUUUGGUUGCAAAGAAUUUUGCUGGUGUUGCAAAUUCCUUGGAAGGCUGUGUUGAUGAAUAUCUGAAAUGCAUGGAAUAUGAAAGGAUUUCUUCAAGAAUACUUCUAUAUCAAGCUUCUGAUGAUCCUCUGUAUAGUGGGUACAGGGCAGCUAUUGAAGCAUCAGCACAAGAGCAAACCUUGCUAGAUGAUGCUAUAUGGGAACCACCCCACGGCCCUUACAAAACGAUGAGCUAUCCUUGGAAGAGUUUCACUAAAGUUGGUGGAGCACUGAGGCAUUGUUCCUUCGCAGCCAUGGCACUACAUGGUUGCAUUCUUUCAGAAAUUCAGGCACCGCCGGAAAGUAGAAAGGUCUUUAGUUCAGAAAUUCAUAAAGUGGGCAGAGAAUGUUCUAAAGUGUUGCGCGAGCUUGGGAACAACGUUAAGACAAUGACGAAGUUGAACUCUUCAGAUAUUCUAUUUGAAGUCCACUUGGCAGCUGAAGAGUUGCAAAAAAAGAUUGAUGAGAACUCAUAUCUUUUGGUGAAUACUGAAGCAUGGCACACUAACAAGCGAGCUGAUGGAAUGAGAGAUGCCAUGAAUGCCACCCUUGUUGCGGGAAGAGAAAAUAAGAAUGACGCGAUGGAACCUACCAUUGCUGAUCAAACUUUGGCGUACCACUAUAAGACCUUUGCUGCUAGUUCAUUCCGUAGCAGAUACGAUUCAUCGUCAACCAUAGACGGCUACAAGAAGCUACCACAUUGGCCUGCUCGAACAUCAUUCUAUCCAAACCUGCCACUCGAAGACACGGAGUCGAAAACAUAUCAAAGUGCAAGCGCCUUAUCCUUGGCCACAUUUGCGUCGCUUCUAAUCGAGUUUGUUGCCCGGCUACAGAAUGUUGUUUACGCAUUCGAAGAGCUGAGUGAUAAGGCCAAUUUCAAGGAGCUGGUGGAGGAGCCUGUUGCAGUUGGCAAGGGUGAUGGUGGGUUUGUUGCUACAAUGUGCAAACUUGUUGGACUCAGGAGCUGACAUUGACCAUGACCCUGCGAUGUUCCUACAUCUGGAAACCUUGUCGCUCACUUUUAUCAUCCAGUUCUGUUUAGUGUUUAGUUAUUGUGGACCACGAUAUGCAGUGAGACGAUUGCUGGUUGUACUGCUAAUCUUCGAUUCAUGUGUUUAAGCACCCUGUAAUUAAUUUGCGCAACAGGGAUGUUUCUUGCCAUACUUGAUGGAAAGGUUGAUGUGUUGUAGCAUGCUCA